This is a messenger RNA of Puccinia graminis f. sp. tritici CRL 75-36-700-3, 1683 nucleotides long. RefSeq lists its product as uncharacterized. Bases 1 to 1683 code for a protein of 560 amino acids. The transcript is spliced from 2 exons. Lineage: Eukaryota; Fungi; Basidiomycota; Pucciniomycetes; Pucciniales; Pucciniaceae. The record is from RefSeq and is a predicted model, not a curated record.
AUGAUGGCAGGUCGAUUCAUCAUAUUCGGACUUUUUGGCAAUGCGAUUGAUGACUUGGUCCCGGAGCGCUUCAGCUCCCUUGGGAAUGUCGACUUGGACGAUACGAUCAACUUCAAUGCGCUCAAUCAAUACCUUGCUCAACAGACGCCGAAAGACGGUCCUAGAGCUCCAAACUCUAACCCGAGUACUAGCACGCAAGAAGCCGCUCCGAAUGCCGGCCACCCUUCUGGACAACUUGGUUCUGAAGCCCAGAUAAGACGAAUCGGCGAGGCUCGACUGGCGAGGACGAACGACAUCCAAUUCCUUCCGGCAAUCCAAUCCCAUCCAGCCAAAUUCUCAACAGAAGCUGUCUUGACCCCCGGCAUGACUUAUCCAGUGGUUCCUAGGACGCAUCAGACACUCAACCAAGACUCCCAUAGGGUUGAUGCGAAGGCGCAAAAUCCAAUCAACAAACUACUGCUGGAAUACAGUCAACCUUCUCGGAAUCGGAUGAACAAAGAAACGCCUGGUAUGAAUGUUAUAGAUCACAACACUCAUAUAAAGAACAGUCACGAUCCCCGACGUUUAGAGUUAUUGAAAUCUUCCCUUAAGCCCAUACCUGCUCGCAAAGAUGGUCGAACUGCAGCCAGACUCACAUCUUUGACUCGACCGCCACUUGAAAAUCAAGUGUCAACCAGUACAUCGAAUAGGGGUUUUUUGAACCAUCCGGCUUAUUAUGACAUCUACAACGCGAAGCAUAACAUGGUUGAACUAUACCAAGCGGGUCUGGAUGCUUACGCUGAGGCUUUGGAAGCAGCAAAAAAAGAUGAAUUUAUAGAAACUAUUCCCACCAGCACAACUUCAAGUUCCAAGCUUUCUCAAAAUAACGAUCCGGAUCAUCAACACCCCUCCAAAACUGCUUUACCAACAUUAAGCUUUGAUAAGGAAAUUUUCACAUACGAAGGUGUAUCCGGCAGACAUAAGAAAGGUCUAGCCCUAUUUAAGCAACUCAUUGAAGAGCAUCCUGAGAAUGAAGAUCGAUUGGUCGUACCGGAAGGCGAUAUGACACGCGUUCAGAGCCUUUUUUCUAAAUCCAAAGUUUACCAAGAAGAAAAUUAUAAUGAGCCGGCUGAGGUUCGCGAUGCAAACCAAAUGAAUGUGCGAAGGUACAGCUUCACGAAAGAGAAAAACUUAGAAAUCAUCUCAAAACAAGAUCUCUGGUACGGAUAUUGGGCAAAUCAAAUGGGCAGAAAUGUGAAAAGCUACAUAAACAAGUUCUAUUCGCCCGCAAUAACAGAAUUGUUUGCAAAUUUUUUGUUUUAUGUUGAAAUGAUUACAGUGGUCACACUCAAGCCAGAAGGCCAAACAAGAGAUGACUAUACUUCAGGAAUCAACAAAGCAUGCGAAUCAUUCUUAGAAUUUGCCAGUAUGAUUUCGACCCCAGACCAGAGAGGAGAAGGGAUUCACAGGUACAGAGUAGGUGAACAGCGUGUCCUUUGGUGGUUUCUGGAGUUCUGGUUGCAACAUCAUCACCAACGGUUUUGGGCUGGACAAUCCAUUCGAAAUAGAUCGGGCAGCUUGCAUAUCAAACUCUUUUUCAAACAAUUCUUCAACGAGAUCUUUUACUGUUCAAUUGAAAACUUCAAUAAAAGAUACAAAGAUUUGAUCAAAACUCGGCCGAUUAUUAAUCCAAAUUCUGUCUGA